Marmota flaviventris (yellow-bellied marmot) is the source of this 3470-nucleotide messenger RNA. It is a transcript of the gene Pidd1, whose product is annotated as p53-induced death domain protein 1. Gene Ontology annotation, cellular component: cytoplasm. Gene Ontology annotation, biological process: apoptotic process; signal transduction; DNA damage response. Lineage: Eukaryota; Metazoa; Chordata; Mammalia; Rodentia; Sciuridae. The record is from RefSeq and is a predicted model, not a curated record. Gene Ontology annotation, molecular function: protein binding.
GCGGAGAGGGCAGGGCUGCGGAACCCUAAAUACUCCCUGCACCGCCUCCUCCAGCGGACGGAGGGGUGAACUGGAAUGGCGGUGGGAGAGCCUCCUCCCGUGGCUGCUAAGUGGAGUCUGAGCCUAGGAUCACUGGCUUCCUCCCUCACUGCUCCAACGUUCUGGGAUCUUGGGCCCCCCAGAGCUGAUGGGUGUGAAGGUUGAAGGCGGGCUCUCGGGUUGGCACAGCUUGUCAUCCCAGCGACUCGGGAGGCUGAGGAAAAAGGAUUGCAAGUUGAAGGCCAUCCUGAGCAACUUAAAAAAAUAACAGCCUCCUUGGGCCCUGUCUGAGCAGGUCUGCCUGGCAAGCUGGGACAUGUCUGGCCCCCAAGGACCAUCCCUGAGUGAUGGCUGCAGCGGCGGAGGGGCUGGAGUCCAGAGAAGCUGCAGCUGCCUCAAAAGAUGCUCCAAGACCUGCUGUGGAGUCUGUGGAUGCAGGACCUGGGGCACCUCCCUUCCUGGCUGGGAAUCGGCUGAAUUUGGACCUGUACCCCGAGGGCUGCCACCAGCUGCUGCACCUGUGUGCCCAGCACCACCAGCAGCUGCUGCAGGUAGAGUUCUUACGGCUGAGCACCCACGAGGACCCUCAACUGCUGGAAGCCACCCUGGCCCAGGUGCCGGGGAACCUGCCACACCUCCGCUCCUUGGUCCUCAAAGGAGGGCAACAUCGGGGUGCCCUGGGUGCCUGCCUCCAGGGUACCCUGACCACGUUGCCCACUGGCCUGAGUGCCUUGGCCCACCUGGUCCACCUAGACCUGAGCUUCAACAAACUGGAGACACUGCCAGCCUGUGUCCCUCAGCUGCGCAGCCUGGACACGCUCCUUCUCUCUCAUAACCGCCUGUCAGUGCUCCCUGAGACCCUGGGUGCUCUCCAUGUUCUCACCUUCCUCACUGUGACACACAACUGCCUGCAAAAGCUGCCCCCAGCACUGGGGGCCCUGUCUGCCCUGCAGCAACUUGAUCUCUCAGAGAACCUUCUGGACACACUUCCUCCUGAGAUUGGAGGCCUGAGCAACCUCACUGAACUCAACCUGGCUUCCAACCGGCUGCAGAGCCUCCCUGUCUCCCUUGUGGGGCUGCGGUCCCUGCGGCUCCUUGUUUUGCACAGCAACUUCCUGACCUCAGUGCCUGCUGGUCUGGCCCAUCUCCCACUGCUCACUCGGCUUGACCUGAGGGACAACCAGCUCCGGCACCUGCCUCCUGAGCUACUAGAUGCACCCUUUGUGCGCUUACAGGGGAACCCCCUGGGUGAGGCCUCACCAGAUUCUCUGAGUCCUCCAGGCACACCCCAAGUUCUUGAAAUGCCGAAACUGUUCCUGACCUCAGAUUUGGACAGCUUCCCUGUGACCCCCCAAGGCUGUUCUGUAACUCUGGCCUGUGGCGUCCGCCUGCGGUUCCCAGCGGGGGCCACCACUACCCCCAUCACUGUCCACUAUCGACUGUGGCUGCCGGAACCAGCACUCGUCUCCUUGGGCCCUCAUGACUCCCUGCUCAGCGGUGUCCUGGAGCUGUGGCCCCAUGGGGUGGCUUUUCAGCAGGAUGUGAGCCUGUGGCUGCUCUUUGUCCCCCCACGGGCCCGUCGUUGCCAUGAGGUAGUGGUCAGAACCCGCAGGGACAAUAGCUGGAGUGACCUGGAGACCCACCUAGAGGAAGAGGCACCCAAGCGGCUCUGGGCUCGCUGCCAGGUGCCCCACUUCUCAUGGUUCCUUGUGGUUUUGCGCCCUGUAUCCAAUGCCUGCCUGGUACCUCCAGAGGGGACACUGCUGUGCUCUUCAGGUCAUCCUGGGGUCAAGGUCACCUUCCCCCCUGGGGCCACCGAGGAGCCUCGUCAUGUCUCCAUGCAGGUGGUGCACAUGGCUGGCCGAGAGUUGCGCGCCCUUCUAGGGGAGCCAGAGGCUGCGGUGAGCCCCCUGCUAUGCCUCUCACAGAGUGGUCCCCCCAGCUUCCUCCAGCCAGUUACGGUGCAGCUACCCCUGCCCCCUGGUGUCACAGGCUUCAGCCUGGACCACUCCCGCCUGCACCUGCUGUACUGGGCCCCUCCUGCAGCCACCUGGGAUGACAUCACGGCUCAGGUGGUGCUGGAGCUCACUCAUCUGUAUGCACGCUUCCAGGUCACACAUUUCUCCUGGUACUGGCUCUGGUACACCACCAAGACCUGUGUGGGGGGCCUGGCGCGGAAGGCCUGGGAGCGGCUACGGCUGCACCAAGUCAACCUCAUUGCCCUGCAAAGGCGCCGGGACCCCGAGCAGGUCCUGCUGCAGUGCCUGCCCCGAAACAAGGUGGAUGCCACCCUGCGCCGGCUGCUGGAGCGCUAUCGAGGGCCCGAGCCCUCUGACACUGUGGAGAUGUUUGAGGGCGAGAAGUUCUUUGCUGCCUUCGAGCGAGGCAUUGACGUGGAUGCUGACCGCCCAGACUGUGUGGAGGGCAGGGUCUGCUUUGUGUUCUACUCUCACCUGAAGAACGUGAAGGAAGUGUACAUCACCACAGCUCUGGAUCGGGAGGCUCAGGCGGUGCGAGGCCAGGUGUCCUUUUAUCGGGGCUCAGUGCCUGUGGAGGUACCCCAAGAGGCUGAGGCUGCCCGGCAGAGGAAGGGUGCAGAUGCCCUCUGGAUGGCCACUCUGCCUAUCAAGCUGCCGAGACUUCAGGGGCUCAAGGGUCACGGGAAGGGGGCCAGGCUUUCCCUGGCACCCCUGAACCUGGGCGACGCUGAGACUGGCUUUCUGACUCAGAGCAACCUGCUGAGUGUGGCUGGGCGCCUGGGUCCCGACUGGCCAGCCGUGGCCCUGCACUUGGGCAUGCCCUACCGAGAGCUGCAGCGCAUCCGGCAUGAGUUCCGGGACGACCUGGACGGGCAAAUCCGCCACAUGCUCUUCUCCUGGGCAGAGCGCCAGGCUGGGCAGCCAGGGGCUGUGGAGCUCUUGCUGCAGGCCCUGGAGCAGAGUGACCGGCAGGAUGUGGCUGAAGAAGUACGGGCCAUCUUGGAGCUCGGCCGCCACAAGUACCAGGACAGCAUCCGCCGUACGGGCCUGGCUGCAGAGGACUCUGCUCUGCCAGGCACAUCAGCCUCACAGUCCACAGAGCCUGCCCAGGCCUAAGCCCAGCAGGCUCUGGACAUUGGCCUGGCCCCUGGCAGAGCUCGACCUUCAAGUCUCUCCCCUGUCUGGGGGCGAUGUAAACCUGUACUGUUCCAUCUACCAUCUCAGAGCUUGGCUGGUCCAUCAGGUGGAGAGGCAGUUGGAGGGAAGGCAGGGCCAGGCUAUCUGAGGCCCAGCCUCUACUGGGAGGGGGUUCUGUAUGCCCAGUCUUCCCAUGGCCUUUGCUCCUGCCCCUCCCUCAGACCAUGCCUGUUGCCUGUGGUCCUGAUCUUCCCAGAAGUGGAGAGGAGCUGACUCUACAAAGUAACGAUUCUAUCAGAGAUGGAUACAAAGUCA